Gymnodraco acuticeps is the source of this 2268-nucleotide messenger RNA. It is a transcript of the gene pola2, whose product is annotated as polymerase (DNA directed), alpha 2. The record is from RefSeq and is a predicted model, not a curated record. NCBI's taxonomy places the organism in Eukaryota, Metazoa, Chordata, Actinopteri, Perciformes, Bathydraconidae. Gene Ontology annotation, biological process: DNA replication; DNA replication initiation. Gene Ontology annotation, cellular component: alpha DNA polymerase:primase complex. Bases 209 to 2017 code for a protein of 602 amino acids. Gene Ontology annotation, molecular function: DNA binding. The transcript has 18 exons.
AAUGAGCGUCUGGUGUUUUAUUCUGCCAUCUAACAUAAGGAUAGCUGCAGUAACUUGUAUUAAAAAUCGCAUACUAAAGUCAAGUUGAUAUUUAUCGUUGCUAUGAAGUGAGAGCAAAGCUAACGAAAGCUAUCAAGGUAUCAUCAACAUAUUGGACAUUGUGUCCCCUCCAUUACUACACAAUCUAGUAAAUAUUUAGCACAAAACCAUGGCUGUGGUGACCGGAGAAAGCCUCAAAUCAGAGCUGGAAAUGUUCGACAUAGCCUGCCAAGAUGACACAAUCCUCGACAAGAUGGUGGAGCAGUGUAUUUGCAACAGGAUACAGGCAGAUGAGAUGGUGCUGGAGUGGGUGGCCUACAGCACAACCAAAAAUGGACUAAAACUCACCACCGACACCCUGGAGUAUUUUGAACAUGAGGUGUUGAACAAGAAGAAUAAAUCCAAACAAAGCUUCAAAAAAGAAGAAACUCACAACAGAACCAGAGACAUCCACUCGCUGCAGGACUUAAUCAAAGCUGAGGAAGAGGAGGAGAACCUACUGGACGCUUACUCUACCCCUGCUAAGGGCUCUCAGAAGCGAGCGCUGACCACUCCUGAGCACCCUCACUCUAAAAGAAGUGCAGCUCUGCUGACCAGCCCCGGCCUGCUGCUGUCUCCGGCCAGCUUUUCUCCCAGUUCAACACCGUCACAGAAGUACAGCCAGCGAGGAGCGAAAGGGGAGGUGGUGGUUUCUUUCGGGGCCGUGCAGGGGACCCGCUGGGCCGGCAGGAAGGAGUCAGGCACCGGCGUCCAGCUGGAGCUCCUGGAGGGGCCCGAGGACUCGCUCCGCUGCAGCUACAAGUACAUGUUCCAGAGGCUGCGAGACGUUCGAAACGUGUUGACGGAGAAGAUAGAGGAGCUGGGCGAGGGACUCAAGGCUCACUUCAACAUCGAAGAGUUCUCCCCGGUCUCUCUGCCCGCUCAGGACAGUAUCACAGUGCUGGGUCAGGUCAGCUGUGACAGUAAUGGCAAACUGAACGCUCACUCGGUUCUCCUGGAGGCGGGUCCGGAGCAAGGCGGGCAGCAAAUACCUGUGGACCUAUCAGAGCUCAAAGACUACUCCCUGUUUCCUGGUCAGGUGGUAGUGAUGGAGGGGAUGAACACAACGGGAAGGAAACUGAUGGCUUCCAAACUCUACGAGGGAGUCCCUCUUCCUUUCUUCACUUCUGAGGUGAAAAUGGAGAUGAGUGAAGAGCCCUUGAAUGUGCUGGUGGCAUGCGGACCGUACACUCCCUCUGACAGCCUGACCUUUGACCCCCUGCUGGACCUCAUCAACGUCAUUGUCAGGGACCGUCCUGAUGUCUGCCUGCUGCUGGGCCCUUUUGUGGAUUCCAAACAUGAACAAAUUGAGAAAGCUCAGGUGACCGAGACGUUUGAGGCCAUUUUCUCAAGAUGUGUCGAAAGCAUUGUGGACGGCACCCAAAGUGUUGGCUGCCGCCUGGUGUUCGUGCCCUCCCAGAGAGACAUCCACCAUCACUUCAUCUACCCUCAGCCUCCCUUCAGCCUGCCGAGCCUCAGCAAGGACCAGGCCCAGCGCGUCACCCUGGUCCCGGACCCCUGCACCCUGCUGAUCGACGGGGUGACCUUCGGCCUGACCUCCACCGACAUCCUGUUCCACAUGGGCGCAGAGGAGAUCAGCUGCGGCACAGGAACAGACAGAUUUUCCCGCAUACUGAAACACAUGCUGACCCAGAGGAGUUACUACCCGCUGUACCCGCCCGUGGAGGAGGUGAACAUGGAUUAUGAGAAGUACCAGAGCUUCGGUCAGAUGCCGCUGACCCCCGACGUCCUGGUUAUUCCCUCGGAGCUGAGAUACUUUGUCAAGAACGUGGUCGGCUGUGUGUGUGUGAACCCUGGACGGCUGACCAAAGGCCAGGUGGGCGGGACCUACGGCCGGAUGCUCAUCCAGCGCAGCGCUGCGUCAGACGACGGGAUGAGAGUGAGCCCCUGUCUGGCUGCUCAGGUGGUGAAAAUCUAAAGUAAAAUUAUGACUUUGAAAGCUCUUCAAAAGAAAAGAGCUGACUGAACCAGGACCAGUUUGCAAGCAGCUUUAAAUGAUGUGCUCCUCAGGCACGCUGAUGGAAAACUUACAGAAACAAUCUACUGUGCUCAUUGGGUUUAUUUUUAUACAACAAACAUGUCUGGUUGGUGGUUUCAUGACUGUGGUGGAAUGUGAGUCGCUCCGACAGCCAUAACAAACUCUUUUCAAUAAAUUAUUGUCACUCUUUG